AUGAAGACAACCACAUCAGUAGCAGCCCUCCUGACGGCGUUCUUCGCCUCAGCAUCGGCAUUCCCUACCGUUACACUCAGGAGACAAACCAAUGGAACCGCUGGCGGCCCAAUCGGCUUUGGCGCAGGAACAACUGGCGGUGGCUCAGCAUCACCCGUCACAGUCACAUCGUGCGCUGACCUCGAGGCUGCCAUUGCCGGUGAGGAGCCCAAGGUUGUCCAGAUCGACGGCCAGGUCUCGGACUGCGGAACCCUCAAGAUCGGCAGCAACACCUCCCUCCUGGGUGUCGGUGCCGGCUCUGGCGCCAGCGGCACUGGCUUCAGGAUCAAGGACAGCACCAACGUCAUCAUCCAGAACCUCGCCAUUGGCCCACCUCCUGCCAAAGCUGAUGCCAUCGAUAUUGAGUCGAGCACUCAGAUCUGGGUCGACCACUGCGAGCUGUUCUCUGUUGGCCUGACUGGCGGAAAGGACGAUUUCGACGGACUCUUCGACGCCAAGCGAGGGUCCGACAACCUGGAGGUGUCGUACACCAAGUUCCACGACCACUUCAAGGGAAGCCUGAUCGGCCACUCGGACAGCAACGCCGCGCAGGACGAGGGCAAGCUGCACAUCACCUACCACCACAACUCCUUCGUCAACGUCGGCUCCCGGCUGCCCUCGGUGCGCUUCGGCACGGCCCACAUCUUCAACUCGGUGUUCCAGGACUGCCCGACGUCGGGCAUCAACAGCCGCAUGGGCGCCCAGGUGCUGGCCGAGAACAACGUCUUCGACAACGUCGACCGCGCCAUCGUGACCAACCUCGACAGCGACGAGCCCGGGUUCGCCUGCGACGUCGGCAACGUCCUGAGCGGGAGCAGCACCACCGAGAUCACGCAGGAGUGCAGCUUCAAGCCCGACUACCAGUACACUCUCGAUGGCACCGCCGACCUGAUUGCCGCUAUCGAGGCUAGCGCUGGUACCGGCAAGAUCUGA
Molecule: messenger RNA, 972 nt
Organism: Diaporthe batatas
Lineage: Eukaryota; Fungi; Ascomycota; Sordariomycetes; Diaporthales; Diaporthaceae
Exons: 3
Coding region: 1-972 (323 amino acids)
Molecular function (GO): pectate lyase activity
Source: RefSeq, a predicted model, not a curated record